AUAGACGGAGCACCAGUUGGUUCAGAAAACAGUGCGAGUAUUUAGAAGUUUUGUGAUCCGGUUGAAGUCACAUGAUCGCUCAUUAUGGCCAUGCAAACUAGGCAGCUUAAAUCCAGGCCCUGCUUGGGCUAACAUCAGACAUUCAAAUAGCCGUGCUUUUCUAGAGACAUGGGACAAGGCAGUCACGGGGGACCUUUCCUUAGCAGCGACAGACGGCAACACACACUACAAAGGAGCUAUCAUUGUCAAAUAUGAACAGAAACUAUACUCUCUUUUCGGAUGGUUUGAACUUUUUCCUUUCGUUGCUUUGCGGAGGUUGUGUGUUAUAAAUGAAAACGGAAGUUUUCCGUGAAUUGUUGAUACCUACGGCGAACGGGUGCCACACCUUCAUUUAGCGCAACAGCUCCACUACCCAGCUGGCCAGAUGGGGUGCCAAUGCUGUCGGAUGCUGAAAAGUUACAUCUCUGAUCCGACCACUCAGGUUGACGUCCAUGGCAGGAAGAGGGACCCGGCUGAGAGCUCCCUCUACCAGUCCCACCACCUACCAGGAGACAGCGGGAACCAGUUCAACAUCAAGCAGAACCAGGGUUUCCACAACCUGGGCUUCAGCAACAAGUACACCGAAAGAGGAGGUGGCGGAAGCCUCAAGCUGGAGAUCGACAACAACCACAUCAACAAGCUCCACGCCGUGCCCACCAACCCAGAGAGGGAGUUGGGCACGGGGCAGGCAGCCAAGCCUCAUGUGGGGGAGGGUGGUGGAGAUCUAUAUAUCCUCCAUCCAGAGGGCCAGGUGCCAAGACGAGAUCCAUCCAAGGGCCUCAAUCUAGUCCGUGUCUAUCCCAACACACCCUCCCUGGAUCUUACUCUCAAUCUGACCCACGCAGGUGACACUGACUCUCACCCAGACAAGAUUAGGAUGGUCCGGAACUUCUCGGACCCCUCCAUCGGGGACAGGUAUGGGGUGGGGUGCAACACCUCAUCAGUGGACGAGCUGGACGAGGGGGUGGGGGGCACGCCGGAGUACCUUGGCGACACGGGAGAUGAGCAGAGUGUCCUGUCUGUGGACAUUCAAACCAGUACGACUAGCCUGUCCUCGGCAGACACAAACGACGAUAGGGGGGCGCCGGACGCCACUACCACAGAGAAUGGGAUCGGGAUCUCAGUGAAGAAGAGCGAGGAUGAGGGGAAGGAAGGGGAAGACGAUGACGUGCAGAGCGUCACAGACUCUAUGGUGGCAGAAGCUCUGGCAGCUCUAGAGGCAGCGACUGCCGGGGAGGACUAACUGUCAAGAACCUCUUAAUAGGUCCAAAAAAACACAAUCUAACAUCUAUUCAGCUUCAGUAUCCGAUGGGGCUGAAUGAGGAGAUUCUGAUGUAUCUUUUAACAUGUCACAUGGGUAUAUCAAUGUUGUCUGCACUCUCAGGAGAAGGAGAGAAGACUCUUGGCGCUCGACUGUGAAUAUUCCCCGCGUCCUAAUCCCCAAUAUAUGGUACAUAUUAAACUUCCUGGUCUUCAGCUGUACAAUCUACAUUUCUAUGUUCCACCAGCACAGCUUCUAGAACUUCUAUCUCUAUAUUCUGUCCUAUAAAAUGCAGCUCUGCACAGCUUCUAGAACUUCUAUCGCUAUAUUAUUUUCUAUAAAAUGCAGCUCUGCACUGCUUCUAGAACUUCUAUCUCUAUAUUAUUUUCUAUAAAAUGCAGCUCUGCACAGCUUCUAGAACUUGUAUCUCUAUAUUCUGUCCUAUAAACUGCAGCUCUGCACAGCUUCUAGAACUUCUAUCUCUAUAUUCUGUCAGUACUUGCCAUGGCUUUGUUUGUCUUCAGGGAGCUUUGCUGUGCUUCAUUAUAUAAACACACUGACAGGCCAUCUCCAGCUACCUAUUGGUGUAUCGUAUCCAUGUUGUUGUUGUUGUUGUUUACCUAUUUUACUAUGUUAUUUAUAUAAUGACUGGUUGGCUCAGACUUUUCUAGUUCAAUACAUGUCAGAGCUUGUUUAGCUAAGAUUCCACUCCCUGCACUCCUUUAACAAUGACGCACAGUGCAAGGAGUGGAAUGUUAGCUAAACAAGACUGGCACCCAGGCUAUGUCAGAGACAUUUCCCAAACUCUGGAGAGGAGAGCGGACAUGUUAAAGACCAUAGAGAGAGGUAGUCGGUUCACUUUACAACCUCCCAUUGUGGAGCAUACUGGGCUGACCUCAUGACACCUUAAGACAGGAAGUAGGUAUAUAUAUAUAUAUAUAUAUAUAUCACAGAUAUACGUAGCAUCUCUGUAUCCUGUUUUCCCUCGAAUGCAAACAUUCCACAUUUGUGAUGGGUCUUUGUUUCAGUGAAGGAGAAUUAUAUUA
Molecule: messenger RNA, 2346 nt
Organism: Oncorhynchus mykiss (rainbow trout)
Lineage: Eukaryota; Metazoa; Chordata; Actinopteri; Salmoniformes; Salmonidae
Source: RefSeq, a predicted model, not a curated record